Molecule: messenger RNA, 1464 nt
Organism: Gossypium arboreum
Lineage: Eukaryota; Viridiplantae; Streptophyta; Magnoliopsida; Malvales; Malvaceae
Product: protein SODIUM POTASSIUM ROOT DEFECTIVE 2
Exons: 3
Coding region: 723-1124 (133 amino acids)
Molecular function (GO): metal ion binding
Source: RefSeq, a predicted model, not a curated record
UCCAAUCUUUUGGUUAUAAAAUUUUGUUCUUGUAUAUAUAUUUCUUAGCUACCAUCCACAUGCCAUGCCUGGUUUAGAUUGUUCUUAGCAAUUUUCUUGAGCUGGUGACUAUGACCCAUGUUUUAUAUAGCUUUUCUCUAUCCUUUUUUUAUAUCAUGUGAAACUAUAUAUCUUCUUUCAGUGUGUUUUUAAAGUUUCUUUCAUGAUAAAAAAGCAAUAGUUCAAAUGAAAGAGUGAAACCAACUCUCAGUUUCAAAAACCAACUGCAAAUCUCACAUGAACAUUCCCUUUUCUUUUCAUCCCACUCAAUCUUUAUGGUGUAGUGUAUGUAAAUUUUUUUAAGGUGUAUGUUUAUUGCUGUCUUUAUUAGUAGCUCACCACCACAUGACAAAUGCUGCUUGUGGUGAUUAAAGAUAAAGAGUACCCUUUUUGAGAACCUUUUUGACUAGUGCUAUAACUAAACAAAAAAAUUGGCACUUGAAGGUUCUUUUCUUCUUCAAUAGCUUCAUUAGGUUCUGUCUAGCUUUUGUUUUUCCCAAGAAAAAUUUGACCUUUAGCUUCCUUCUCUGUCUCUCUCACAUAUAUAUUAUAUAGUGUUGGGGAUUGUGAACAUAGUUUCUUUUGAUUGAUUUUGUUCCUAUAAGAUAGACAUUUUGCUUAUGUAUAACCAUGUUUAAGUUCCCUAAGUGAGUGUCUUUGUUGUGUUAGAACAUCUGGGAGCAAUGGGGAAACUUAGUUUUAGCAAGAUGUUGGAUUGUUUAUAUUUGUCUUCAGGCUCUUGUUCUUGUUUCUGUAUGAACACAUUGGAUGAUGAUGAGUUUGAAAAAACCCCAUUGGUAACAUCUGAAAAAACCCAGUUGUUGAGAUUGAAAGAUGUUGUGGCUGGCAAUCAGACCUUGGCCUUUCAGCUUAAGCCUAAGAUGGUGGUACUAAGGGUAUCCAUGCAUUGCCAUGGCUGUGCAAGAAAAGUUGAAAAACACAUUUCAAAGAUGGAUGGAGUGACCUCAUACAAAGUAGACCUGGAAAACAAAAGGGUAGUUGUUAUUGGUGAUAUAAUCCCUUUUGAAGUGCUUGAGAGUGUCUCAAAGGUUAAAAAUGCAGAGCUUUGGACAUCUCCUUCUUGAUAUGGAUGAACAAUGAAGAAGAAGAAUCUAUUUCUGUACUAUUGGAAGCCUUUAUAACAUAUAAUACCUUAUAUUUGAUAGACAUGUCAAAGCUCUUGUUGGCCUGUGUAGAGCAGAGCAAAAGGAAGAACCCUAUGCCAUUAUUCCUUAUGGAUAUAUGGAAAUAUAGUCCUUUUAAUGUAAAAAAGAAAAGUUUAAAAUUUGAGAGUAUUUGCAUCCUAUAUUCAAUCAAUAUUGUGUAAGUUCAUGCAGGUUAUGUUUUGCAAUUGCAUUUUUUUUGCUAGCAGCAAAACAAUGUUUGUAAUUGUUACUAUAAUUUUCAUGGUUGUAUUUUGUGUUA